AUGGAAACCGAGCUCAUACGAGCAUGGCAGCUGCUGCACGAACUGAGCGAGCAGAACGCGCACAAUCAUAAGAUGUCACUGGCAUUGCACUCACAGGCUGGCGCCUUGAAGGACGAAGCCGGCCAUGCAGCAAGUGGCUUCUCAUUGCGACGAGUGAACACUGAUAUCUCGAAGGAGACGUUCGAGUCCGAGCUCGAGCGGACAAACGCGCAAAUCAUCAUCGAAAACCACACGCUCCUCCACGAGAACAGACAGCUCAGCCUCCUCCUCAAGGAGUACGAGCAGACGAUGGAGACCAUCAUGACCAAGUUCCGCAGCCACGCCCUGGCGUCGCAGCGGCACGAGCUGGCGCUGACGCAGCACUACGAGACCCUCAUCCUCGCGCGCGAGACCUCGCUCCUGCAAGCCGACCUCUCCGGCAACACCGCCGUCGCAGACUCCCUGCAGCGGCUCUCAGCGAACCUCCGCGCGCUCGUGCGCAGCCUCCAAGGCGAGGACGCCGACGCGUCCCCGCCCAGCGCGGAAGACCUGCUCGACGGGCUGCUCGACCGCGACGACUGGGCGCUCGAGCGCGAGCGCGAGAUCGCGCGGCUCGAGAAGGAGAACGAGCAGCUGCGCACGGUGCUCGGGAUCGACCGCGCGUCCGCGGAGGCGCGGGGCUGGCUCCAGGACGAGGCGCGCGAGCUCGCGGUGCUCAGCCGGCCCUUCAUCACCCUGCAGCACGCGGAGAGCGACUUCCCGGUGCGCUUCAGCGAGCCGCGGCAGUCGCCCGACACGUUCGACAUGAUGGCGCUCGGCGGCGGGGGCGGGGGCGGGAACGGCAGCGGCAACGGCAACGGCAACGGCAACGGCAGCGGGGGCAUGGCGCUCUCAGGGAACCCCGCGCAGCGCAUGUCGAUGUCGGAGUUCCGGCAGCCGGGCGCGAUGGGGGCGCAGGGCCGGCGGACGGCCGUGUUCAACCAGCGCGGGCGCGGGGCAAGUCCCCAGCUAUGGGAGGGCCUCAGCCAUCAGUCGCUCUCGGCGAACCCGCAGUGGCAGGUACAGUCCGGGUUGUUCUAG
This is a messenger RNA of Postia placenta MAD-698-R-SB12, 1059 nucleotides long. RefSeq lists its product as hypothetical. The transcript is spliced from 5 exons. The coding region runs from base 1 to 1059 and encodes 352 amino acids. The record is from RefSeq and is a predicted model, not a curated record. NCBI's taxonomy places the organism in Eukaryota, Fungi, Basidiomycota, Agaricomycetes, Polyporales, Adustoporiaceae.